AUAUCUCGCCUAAAUUGGGGGUAUUUCAUACACGUUUUGUGUGGCGGCCAUCGUGCACGUACUUUUCCUUUGUUAGUGAAAUAAUUGUGUUUUUACUAAGUUUAGUGUAGUGUUUUGUGUUUGCGGAUAAAAUGGGAAAACGCAAACAUCGUGAGGAAGAUGAGGAAGAUUACUUGGAAAGAAAAAUCCGAAGUCUCGAGAGGAAAAGAUUGAAGAUUCGUCGCAGGCGCCGUCAUCGUAGUUAUAGCCCUAGUACGUCCUCAUAUACAGAUAAUGAAUAUGAGUAUGCGGACCAAGAUAUCGGUGAGCCCGAUCCCUUGCUAGAGGAUUCGCAAUAUGAAGAAUCCCCAUUGACCAACAAUACUGUAUACGACUUAACCGAUGAUGAGGUCGGUGCUUCAACGUCGGGUGCGCUGCCUGCUGCUGGCGGGCUGCGAUCGGUGGUCAUACAGAAUAGAAGCGCCGCCGGGCCCCGCGCGGUGGACGCGCCGGCCCCUGCGCCCCCUCCCGCACCUGCCGCCGCCGCCGCGCCGGCGUGCGCGCCCGCGGCCGCGACCACCACGCCGGCUGCGCCCGCUCCCGCGCCUACAUCCGCAGCUACCACCACACAGGUGACCGGUGAACAAAUUGGUUUACAAGAAUCUACGCCGAUUGUGACCGCGCUUGAUCCCGGUUUAUUAUGUUUGUUGGGCGAUGAGCCCGUAAAAGAAGAAACAUUUGGUCCUUGCAUUCACGACGAUAUCUCGACGAGAUGGUCCGACAUUCUAGUUAAUGGUAUGAAGGACGAUAUUAAGAAUGAUAUUUUAAAACGUUACGAAAUACCAGAAAAUUUAAAAUUAGCGCAAGCUCCUAUACUCAAUCCCGAGAUUAAGGUGGCGUGCAGGAGCAGGACCGUCGACAUCGAGGGCUUUAAACUGGAGGGGGCAGCCGUCGUCGGCGUCGCGGCCGCCGCCUCGCCAGAGUCGCCAGACGCCAGCGAGGACGAGCUACACGCGUGGCGGGCGCAGACCGCCGCCGCCGUCCCGCCGCGCGAGCGACCGCCGAGCGCCGCCGCCGCGGCCGCACACCCGGACCUCGCGCCGCUAGCAUCGGAUGCUGAUACACAACCUCAGGCUGUUAAACUGACGUAA
This is a messenger RNA of Leguminivora glycinivorella, 1130 nucleotides long. RefSeq lists its product as uncharacterized. The record is from RefSeq and is a predicted model, not a curated record. Bases 132 to 1130 code for a protein of 332 amino acids. NCBI's taxonomy places the organism in Eukaryota, Metazoa, Arthropoda, Insecta, Lepidoptera, Tortricidae. The transcript is spliced from 4 exons.